Molecule: messenger RNA, 600 nt
Organism: Rotaria sp. Silwood2
Lineage: Eukaryota; Metazoa; Rotifera; Eurotatoria; Philodinida; Philodinidae
Source: the annotation of a GenBank genome assembly
AUGGGUGCUGGUUGCUGCUGUAAGAGUGACCCUGUGCAAUCUACAUGUAAUCCUGAUGUAGACAGAACCCAAAUUCCCUCUGUAACACUUGAACGUGAGACUAUAUUAACCAGAAUGAAAAUUUCACCUGAAAUACUUGACUUUGAGAAUGUAUCGACUGAAACCGAUAUUCUACCUAUAAAACCUCCAUCCGAGACUAUAUCGUUUAAAAUUCGAACUUCGCCUAAAAUGCGAGACGACUUGGCAAUGGAACGAUUUUCACAACUUAGCAUUAGUACAAGCGAUCCUUUGAGACUGAUAUAUGGUUAUCUCAAUGAACCACUUGUAUCUCUCGAAGAAGCUCUUCAACCAUUCCAUGAUCAAAUUGAUCAAUUAUCUCACUUUAUCAAAGAAGCUAAAACAGAAUGUUACUAUCCAUCAGAACAUAAUUUGACACGUGAUGAAUCAGUUGCUAUCUAUAUUUAUACAAUGAAAUGGGCUAACAACUGUCUCUAUGAUCAUUUACAAGAAGCAUGGAAAACUGAAGAUCGAGCUACGAUGAAACGAUGGUUCAAAUAUUUGAGAUUAUUUCAAAGUGCAUUCGACAAAUUGCCGGAUUAG